Glossina fuscipes is the source of this 1701-nucleotide messenger RNA. It is a transcript of the gene vg, whose product is annotated as protein vestigial. The record is from RefSeq and is a predicted model, not a curated record. The coding region runs from base 409 to 1611 and encodes 400 amino acids. Gene Ontology annotation, cellular component: nucleus. The transcript is spliced from 7 exons. NCBI's taxonomy places the organism in Eukaryota, Metazoa, Arthropoda, Insecta, Diptera, Glossinidae. Gene Ontology annotation, biological process: regulation of transcription by RNA polymerase II.
CAACACUAAGAUUAAAACAAAAAAAAAAAUUUGCGGUUAAACAAGUUUUCGAAAUCUCACAAACUGUUAACAGAGCAGCUGAGCUAAUGUUGAAAAGCGCGAAAGAAAGGGAGAGAGAAAGAUAGUUUUUCUUUCUCCCAUAACGAGACGAGAGGGAAUUAAAAUUUCCCGUUAUAAUAAUAAUAAUAAUAAUAAUAUAUUUAAUAUUUAAGAUAUAAUAUAAAAUAAAUCAAACUAUAGCAGUUGUGCGUGUGUUUGUGUAUAUGUGCGUUGCAUGUUCGAACGGAAGCAAUAAUAUCGAUCAAUAAUAAUAAAAAUCAUAGCACGCUUUCAAUUAACUUUAAUUUCUCUGAUUUACUACACAAUCAGAAUUUAAGAGAGUGCCAGAGAGUGGAGUGGAAGCCUACAAUGGCAGUAUCCUGCCCUGAAGUUAUGUACGGUGCUUAUUAUCCAUAUUUGUAUGGCCGUGCUGGACCAAGUCGUUCAUUUUAUCAAUAUGAAAGAUUUAAUCAGGAUUUGUAUUCAUCAUCCGGCGUACAAUUGGCCUCGUCCAGCGCCUCAGGCAGUUCACAUUCGCCCUGCAGCCCCAUAUUACCGCCAUCGGUGAGUGCAAAUGCGGCAGCCGCUGCCGUGGCUGCUGCCCACAAUACCGCAGCUGCUGUUGUGGCCGCUGCUGCCCAAACAGCAAAUCAGGCUUCCUCCAGUUUAAGUGCAAAUUUACCAUUAAGUACGGGCAGUAGUAGUAGUGGUGGUGGCGGCAUUGGUGCUAACAUUGGUAGCGGCUCUGGUGUCGUAGCCAGCAGUACCGGCGGUCUAAUCGGUUCGAACAUCGGCAAUACACUGCACAGUAGAACACAUACCAAAGAAGAAGAUCUGGGUGCUGUGCCACGAAAUGAUGCAGAAGCACGUUUGGUGGGCGUUCAUCAUCAUAAUGAGUCGUCUUGUUCCUCGGGUCCUGAUUCUCCACGUCAUCAUAAUACGUUACAUGGUGCCGCCGGCGGCGGUGGCGGUAGUGGGGGCGGUGGCGGUGGCGGUGCUCACUCAAAGGAUAUGCCCUUAGAUUCAACGGGCUUGGCAAGCGGUCAAGGGAGAGCUCAGUAUUUAUCAGCAACCUGCGUAGUAUUUACCAAUUAUUCGGGUGACACAGCCAGCGUAGUGGAUGAGCACUUUUCGCGAGCUCUCAAUUUCAAUAAUAAAGACAGUAAAGCCAGCAGUCCUAUGUCAGCCCGCAAUUUCCCACCUUCGUUUUGGAAUAGCAAUUACGUGCAUCCCGUGACAGCGCCCACACAUCCGCAGAUGAGUGAUUUGUAUUCGUCGGAUGGCGGCUAUGCAACCGAUCCUUGGGUACCGCAUGCUGCCGCCGCCCAUUAUGGUACAUACGCUCAUGCAGCUCAUGCUCAUGCGGCUCAUGCCCAUGCCUAUCAUCAUAAUAUGGCCCAAUAUGGAAGCCUUUUACGUUUGCCACAACAGUACGGCCACAGUUCAAGACUGCAUCAUGAUCAGCAGACCGCUCAUGCAUUAGAAAGUGCUGCCGCUUACUCCAGUUAUCCAACAAUGGCCGGUCUCGAAGCCCAAGUUCAAGAAUCAUCAAAGGACUUAUAUUGGUUCUAAGAAUGAUACCCAAGAGAUCAUAAAAUGCCUGAGCGAUCAACUGCUACUUUCAAAAGCGAAUCAUUUGACUCAACGUAAAAAAAAAAAAAA